This is a messenger RNA of Geodia barretti, 909 nucleotides long. NCBI's taxonomy places the organism in Eukaryota, Metazoa, Porifera, Demospongiae, Tetractinellida, Geodiidae. The record is from the annotation of a GenBank genome assembly.
AUGCCAGUUGAAGCUCCCUCGGCGGAAAAGCUCCUCGACAUGUAUGCGCGCAUGUGGUGCAUACGCCUGUUCGAGGAACAAGCGGAAUACCAGUCCAGCCAGGGUAAGGUGAUGGGAGCCCUGCAUACCUACAUCGGUGAAGAAGGCGUGGCGGUGCCCGUCUGUGCGCACCUGCAGGACACGGAUUACAUCACCAGCACCCACCGAGGCCACGGCCACUGCAUUGCCAAAGGCGCCGAUAUCAGUCGCAUGAUGGCCGAGCUCUUUGGCCGCUCCACCGGUUAUUGCAAGGGUAAGGGCGGCUCCAUGCACAUCGCCGAUUUCAAGUUGCGCGGCAACGGUCAGGUGGCGGUGUGCUUUUUCGGCGACGGGGCGGCCAAUCGCGGCCCGUUUCACGAAAACAUCAACAUCGGCGCCGUAUGGAAGCUGCCGGUGGUGUACGUGUGCGAGAACAACCAGUUCGCGCAGUGGACGCCGCAGAAGGACGUGACGCUGGUGACCGACAUCGCCAACAUGUCGCCGGCCUACGGUAUCCCGGGCGUGCAGGUGGACGGUAUGGACCCCCUGGCCGUGUACGAGGCGGCCGGCGAAGCGAUCGCGCGCGCGCGCCGGGGCGAAGGGCCGACCCUGCUGGAGUGUAAGACCUACCGCUUUCACGGUCACAACUUCGGCGACCCGCAGCAGUACCGCACGCGAGAGGAAAUUGCCGAGUGGUCCGACAACCGCGACCCCGUCAAGCAAAUGGCGGCGCACCUGCGCGACGCCGGCAUCCUGAGUGACGAGCAGGACGCCGACAUCCAGAAUACGGUGCAGGAAGAGAUCACCGCAGCGGUGCGCUUUGCUGAGAGCAGCCCGUAUCCAACACCGGACGAACUGUACAAAGACGUCUAUUCCUACGAUAUCGGUUGA